Penicillium vulpinum is the source of this 1596-nucleotide messenger RNA. RefSeq lists its product as uncharacterized. NCBI's taxonomy places the organism in Eukaryota, Fungi, Ascomycota, Eurotiomycetes, Eurotiales, Aspergillaceae. The record is from RefSeq and is a predicted model, not a curated record. Bases 1 to 1596 code for a protein of 531 amino acids. Gene Ontology annotation, molecular function: metal ion binding. The transcript has 3 exons.
AUGGCGACUCCUAGUCGCCCUCAGUUUUUCUGUACCCGUCCUGACGGUACUUUGACCCCACUGGUGGCCCUUGAUGAGCUUCCCACCAGCAUUAGCAUCCGCGGUGUCUCCCGCAACCUCAGUGCCGGAGAAACUCAGGGCAUGACCAGCUGCGGCCUGGCUGCCCAACGUUCUGAGCCUUGGUCUGUUGACGGGGUUGCCCACUCCUCUGAGGCUGGAAAAGAGCCUUUUACCGAUGUGCAUGGCUUCUUGUUGCAGGUGAUUACCAAUAGCAACAUCCCUGAGUCCAUGCGUACUUCUGCUCAGGCAAUUCUCUUCCGGGGAAUUGACCAGCAUGGUAUUGCCAGCGAGGGUGCUCCUAGCAGUGCACUGUCCCCGGCUGCCCCCACGUUCUAUGCCAAGAAUCACCAGAUGGGCAACAGAAAUGGCCCUGGCUCCAAGAAGGAGUACUGCUCGUACUGGAUUCGUCACGGGGAAUGUGAUUAUUCCCAGCAGGGCUGCCUGUACAAACAUGAGAUGCCUGUUGACAUGGCCAUGAUCGAGAAGCUUGGUCUCCGCGAUAUCCCUCGCUGGUACCGCGAGAAGUACAAUGUCGCCAGUCUCCUGCAAUCAGACCAAGCCCGCCCACAUCUUGCCAUCACUGAUCAGCAUCCCAUGCGGGCCUUGCCUUCUCCAGAUUCACCUGCUGAUAGCUGUGCCAGCAACACUAUCAAUGCCAAUUCGAAGCCAAAGACUUCCCCGCAGUUUAACAAAUCUCCUCCCCGUGGCCCAGCCAACCGUGCAGGUCAGAACGGCUUUGGUAACUACAACCAUAAUCGAGGUGGAGGCCGCAACGGAGCUUCAAAUGGAUUCCACAGCAGCAAUUGGAAGGGUUCCCACCGCGGUGGACGUAACCGCAACAUGGGCUCUAUUCGCCAGGGAUUUACCGGCGGGCGUGAUGGUAACCGCAGCGCUGAUUGUUCUCCCGUCAUGGGAUCCCCCAGUAUUGCAUGCGAGUAUGGAGGAUUUAGCAACAGUCUAGUUCGCACCCCCACCACCCCGGCUGCUGUUCCAGCCACUGCUUCAAUUACUGCCUCGACCCCUGGUCAUAUCGGCGCUCCCAUGGCUGCCAAUCAAUCUCUCUUGGAUGACGGUAACUCCCACAAUCGGAACUUCUACUGGAGGCUCAGUGAGCUGACAGAGUGUGAUGAAGAUAUGUUCGACGAUGCCUCGAUCAAGGCAACCGACCCCCACCCUCGCGUUCAGCCUCUUCAUAUGUUCCCUCGUGGCUCCAACCCCUCUUCUAAUGGCGGCAUGAUGGCCCACGCGAGCCCUGCCAUAAGCUUCGAUUCGAACUUCAGUGCCUUCGGUCGUUCUGAUAUUACUCGCAAUGUCUCCGCUGGAAGCGGCUCUCAGAGCACUGCCCAAAUGAGCUUUGGACCCUCGACUCCCCAGCUUGGAGAUCUCCACAUUGCUGAAAACGCCCCUCUCACCUCAGCUGAGACUCGCGUCACUUGGGGUCCCAUUGGAGGUCCCAUUCUCAAGCGUACUUCGCCUCCAACUGAGAGCAUUGUGCCAUUCUUUGGGCCUUACUCGAACAAUCCUCACACCGGUUAA